GGCAACGACGCUCGGCCACGCACGUAGUAAACACGUGCGCGCGCGGAUCAGAUGAGACGGGACAGAACGAGAUACUAUGUAUAAGUAUCGUAAACUAAAUAUGUACUAUUUACCGUAAGAGUGAAAAGCAAAGUAGUCUAUCAAUCGGCUCGACCGUUCUGGCCGCUCCUGAUGUAAAUUCCGAAUUUCUCAUCCCCGAUCUUCUUCAUCGGUCGAAGUCAGUGCAUCUGGGCCUUGUGUCGCGGCGCACAAAAUUCGCACGGGUGUGAAAGAUUAGAGAAGUGUCGGAAUUAUGGCUAAGUUCACCAAACGACAAUGGCUCACCCUGAUAGUAAUCAGCAUCGCCGAUUUCGCAAAUGCCAUCUGCGUCUCGCUGCAAGCACCGUUCUAUCCUCAAGAGGCCGAGAAAAAAGGAGCAUCGCCAUCGGAAUAUGGACUUGUUUUUGGAAUUUUCGAAUUGGUAGUUUUUCUGGUUAGCCCAUUAUACGGACAACAUCUCAAUCGAAUCGGUCCAAAGUUACUAUUCAAUGGCGGUAUCCUGACUACAGGAACUUGCGCCAUAUUCUUCGGUUUAUUGGACAAAGUCGAUGGUCAUUACCCCUUCAUAAUCCUAUCUUUCGUGAUCAGGAUUGUGGAGGCAAUGGGAAAUGCUGCAUUUCUAACAGCUAGCUUUGCCAUUAUCGCCAAAGAAUUUCCCAAUAAUGUUGCCACGACGUUCGCCAGUUUGGAAACUUUCUUCGGCUUGGGCCUUAUCGUAGGUCCCACUGUUGGAGGCGCACUCUAUCAGAUAGGCGGAUAUACCACACCAUUCGCGGUCCUUGGCUCGGCGUUGUUCUUGGCAGCUGUCAGCACUGCAUUUAUUCUACCUGUGCAUAACGCUAGCGAUAAUGAAUCGCACAACACUGGAGGACUAAUGAAAGUUGUGAAAGUCCCCGGCGUGAUGGUCGCAUGCAUGUCGAUAAUCGCAACGAGCAUGAGCAUCGGAUUUUUGCAAGCAACGCUAGAACCACAUCUGAGGCAAUUCAACUUAAGUCCAGUCGUGCUCGGAUUAAUGUUUGUCAUUAACGGUGGCACUUACGCGAUUACCGCGCCAGUAUGGGGCUGGCUUUGUGACAGUUACUGGCAUCCAAAGGUAGCAACCAUUGCCGGCUGCUUUCUCGUAAUGAUCGGUUUCUCGCUGGUCGGUCCAGCGCCGUUCAUUCCGUCGCCCACCGUAAUCUGGAUGCCUAUCACCGGCCUUGUGAUCCACGGCUUAGGCAUGGCUGCUCAACUGGUUGCAAGCUUCACGGAUGCCUUGCGGACAUCUAUAUCGUAUGGAUUUCCGAAUAGUCUGGAUACCUACGGCCUCAUCAGUGGUUUGUGGACAAGUACCUUCGCCCUCGGAGCUUUUAUCGGUCCCAGCAUCGCUGGAAUUCUGCUGGACCACAUCGGUUUUAGAAAUAGCUCCAUGUUUAUCGUGUUACUUCACAUGUUAGUGGGCGUGAUAGCCGCGGUGUUCCUGAGCAGUUGCGGUCGUGCACCCAAGCCGUACACCGACGUCGGCGCGGCCGAAGAUAUCAGGGCACCGCUGAUGGAGAGCGGCCGAUUAAGCGGCAGUCUGCAUCAGAACGGACGGGGCGAGGGUGUGCCGAUCGACAGGCCCGGUGCCGGCGGCAUGAAUUCGCUGAUCGUGUGUAACAGUUAUUCGAACAGAGCCGGUGCGUGGUCCAGGGCGUCGUACAGCGGCCGGUACUCCCACAGCUAUGGCUCUAUAGAAAACAAACGUUAUCUGGAGCUCACGACAUGAUAACGAACGUGCAGCAUCGUGUCAGAAACAGCAACAAAAGUAGGAUACAGGAUUCUACCGCUCUACUUUCCAUCGUUCACUCUCUGUCUCCCAUCAUCGAGAAAAUUCAGUUUCCGUGAUAUUUCCUAUGUGAGCGAAAACACAGGAAACGAUUUCUUAUUCUAAAAGAAUAUCUGCCAGAAGUUAAUGUCUCACUAUUCACUUUACCGGUGAGCUAACGAAUUUAAACUUGGAAAUGAUAAUGCCUUUCUAUGAUGGAAUAUAUCAUAAAUAUUUUUAUAAAACCCAUUUGAGCUUACAAUAAUAUCGUGAUGAGAGUGAUACAAAAGAAAAUUGACAAUAAAAAAAAGAAUAACUUUAAGCACGUCUAUUAAAAUUAAGAGCAUGCUGUGCUAUUAACACAGUAUAAUUAGACUUAAUUUGAUCUAGAGCAUCGAAAGCAACGCAAAUUUUAUACAACACAUACAUGUGUAUAACUUUUGAUGCCAUGUAAUGUGUUACAACUAUGCUGAGUUAUGGCGAAUUAUUAUCAUAGCGAGUAGGAUUAUUAUGAUAAUUAUUAUAAUGAUAAUAAUAAAAAGUUUUCUCGCGAAUCAAUGGUUUAACUCUAAUAUAAAUAGGCGAGUUUCAUUCUUUCGCUAUCUUAACUUUUUAAUCGUAAAGUAAGUUUUACAAUACGAGAAGAUUACAAAAGUAAUUAGAUUGAUAGACGAAUGUAAUAUGUAAUUAAAUGCAAAUGUAAUUUUAGAGUGAUAUACGUAAAUCGUGAUUUUUCAGUACACUCGAUCGAUCUCUUCUAAGAUUUUGAAGAUUGCAUAUGCAAAAAGUUACAGCAAUUAGGGGUUGAAACAACCAACCUCGAAGAAACGCAGGGAGUUGAACGAGACAUACUCAGAUGCAUAAAACGCUUCAAGCAGUAUUCACGAGAGAAUGCAUUAUCACCGAUCGCUUUAUCACGGUUUACUUAACGCACUCACACUACAACGUAUUCAUUCUGUUAAGCUCUCGAUUCGACUUCGAUUCUAUUACUAUUGCAAUAAUAAUGUUUUACGCACGCACACUCGAGCAGAAAUCGAGUUCCAUUAUUCACGAAGUCUGCACGUUGCAAGUAGCACAUAUAACACUAUCGUAUUCUAGCGAUACACUUGUUAGAUUUUAUUCUUCGUUCCCGACACACAUACAUUUUAUCAAUACGGCUUACAGUGAUCGUUGAAUGGCGUUAGCUUCUUAAAGCAGAAAUACUGCCCGUAUGACCCGCAUCACGAUCACGUAAUAGCUAAUAAAGAUUCUUCAUUUUAUAUGAUACUAUAUUAAUGUUAGCAGCGAAGAGUAUAGUGUAACCAUCUUGCUAUAAAAUUAACUGUUCUAAAAUGUAGUAAAAUGGCAUCCAUAUCGAAUACCUUGUUGUACUUUACAGCAUCGGAAAACGUGGCCGAUCAAUUGAUGGAGCUUGAAUCUAGAAUUAUGCAAUUAUACCGUUGCACAAACCUGUACUUGCAACGGCAUAAUCGCAUAAUUCUAGGUUCGAGCGCCAACGGAAAAGGUAACGGACGUUGUGGGUGUUAAUGGUGUCGUCGAUAUCACGUGCAAAUGACUUUCGUAACAAGCUCGUUGUGCGAUUAUUGCCAAUCAUUAUUGCAACUGUUCACACGAAAGAGAAUCGAGGGAACCAAGUAACGAAAUUGUAUAUAUACCGUUUUAAUUAAUAUUGCUAUUUUACCACUAAAUAAUUGUCACUCAUGCAUUAUACAUAUGUCUCUGUGUAUGUGAGGGAUUUUUUUUUAACAAUAUAUCGUAUGAUUCAUUGUAAGAUAAUUUUAUAUAUAAAAAUAAAUAAAAAUAAAAGAAAAUAAAGGGUAAAUACACAUUAAUUAGCAAUUGUA
Messenger RNA from Temnothorax curvispinosus, 3669 nucleotides. RefSeq names its product MFS-type transporter SLC18B1-like. The transcript has 8 exons. Bases 293 to 1786 code for a protein of 497 amino acids. NCBI's taxonomy places the organism in Eukaryota, Metazoa, Arthropoda, Insecta, Hymenoptera, Formicidae. Gene Ontology annotation, molecular function: transmembrane transporter activity. Gene Ontology annotation, biological process: transmembrane transport. The record is from RefSeq and is a predicted model, not a curated record.